UAUGUGUAUUCUUCAGGCUGGUGCCGGGUAGGGUUUCAUAAUUUUUAUGUCUAACUCGCACUGCACGCUGGACGCGCCCGGGGCAGAAGAAGAAACCAUGAAUGGAAUGAGCUUCAGCAAGCUGUGCUGCCUUUUUUGCUGUCCACCAUGCCCUUCAACAAUCACGGCCAAAGUAGCCUUCAGGCCUCCAGUCCCGACAUAUAAUUUUGUUCCUGUCAAUGAGAAAGAAGAGAAAUAUACCAUCAACUUCACGGAAGGAGCCGAGUGGCAAUUCGGCGAUGCGGAGAAGGAAUGCCUAGAUGCGUUUUACACGCGUACAAGCCGCGGAAGCAAAAUCGCGUGCAUGUAUGUGAAAUGCUGCCCAAAUGCCAAGUACACAGUGCUUUUCUCUCACGCCAACGCUGUGGACUUGGGCAUGAUCAGCAGUUUUUAUGUGAUGCUUGGAAUGCGAAUCAACUGCAACAUAUUCAGCUUUGACUAUUCUGGCUACGGGUCAAGUUCAGGGAAGCCAUUGGAAAAAAAUCUGUACCCUGAUGUCAAUGCUGCCUGGUUGGCGCUCCAAAAGCGUUACUCGAUCUCACCCGAGAACGUUAUCCUCUAUGGUCAAAGUAUCGGCACAGUCCCGACCAUUGAUUUGGCUGCCCGGAAUCAUUUUGCUGGCGUCAUUCUUCAUUCGCCGUUGAUGUCAGGGAUGCGUGUGUUGUUCGAAACUCGUCGUACUUGGUGUUUUGAUGUCUUCACGAGCAUUGAGAAGGUUCACAAGAUUCAAUCGCCGGUUCUGGUAAUCCACGGGACGGAAGACGAGGUUAUCAAUUUCUCCCACGGCGUUGCGAUUUACGAGAAAUGCUCACAACCGGUUGAACCGCUGUGGGUUGAGGGAGCGAAUCACAAUGAUAUCGAGGUUUUCCCGCAAUACCUCGAACGCCUGAGACACUUCAUUAAUUCGGAUUUGAGCAACUGACAUGAAGAAGCGGGUGCAGAGAUGAAUCCACCGAUGCCCACAAGAGAUGCAGUUUCUCCGAUUCUACCGCUCGUAAAGGCAUCUUCCACGAGUGGUUCGCCAUCCAGUGCCGAAUCGGCUGUGUGGCAAUUAGACGAAUCUCGCACCCGCGCUAAGCCCUCUUCGCCGAAGAGCUUGAGCGAAACCGUGCUUGGCCCCGAAGUUGAGGAAUACUCCCGAGAAAAACUUUUGUGAACCACUCACACAGUUUCUUCCCUGUCGCGCUAUUUUGUAUCGGCCGUCGCGCUCAUUUGGUACGCGAAUUUUUGUAGCACGUGGAGGAAAGGUAAGGAAAGUGUAUUUUUGAUCUCCUUGGAAGAUUCAAACUUGGAAAAAAGUGUGAGAGCAGGUUGAGUGAUUGAGGAUCCGCUAGCAUCUCUUGCAACUACUAAGUGGGUGUUUUUAUGUUCGUUCAUUUGGUGCCUGUUCAGUGUCUCAUCUACAAUUCCUUUUGAUCCGAAAUACCUUCUACACUUCGUCAGUGAACUUGAAAUAUUGUUAUUUCAUGUUGAAAAUUUAUCUAACUACAGUAUUUCUCGUGAGUUUGUUCAACGUUCAGUAAAAUUCACGAUUUUUAUCGAAAUCCUGGCUGGAUAAUGUCUUAUCUUGGUCAUCUGCUCCCUAUUCACAUUGAGGUGUUGUCGAACUUCAUCUAAUUUUUCGAUAUUUUAGUCUAUGACAAACCGCUUCUGCUUCCUGUGUACUAAUGUCUGCUUUUAGAAAACUGAAGAGAGCUGAGUUGCCUGAAAAUUCAAAUGAAAAAAUACGGCGGCCCAUACAGAAUAAGCGAGGACGUUUUUGUCCCAGCGCCCAAGACGAUGGCCAUGAAGACUAGUAAAUGAAAUCUGAGACAUAAAGUAGAUGUAACAGUCUCAUGGUGAUACGUUUUUAAAAAGGGUUACGCCAUGAAUUUUGAUUGUUGAAAGGUUUUCUAGAGUUACGAAGGUUUUAUGAACUCUUCACUACAGUAGCCUAGAACAGAACGUACUCAGUUGUUUCCAUCUUUCAUAUUAUUGUAAACUGGGGCGUUUACGUCCUUCCGAGGGUAUAAUAUAUGCUACACGUUGACAAAUUGAAGCCUCAACUAAAGAUAGAAGAUACGCGUUUCGCGGUGCAUGUCACCAGGAUACAUGUGUUGGAGAGGUAGAUGUCGUACUGAAGUGGCAUCUUCAAUUUUCCGCGUGUUCGUCUUUCAAUUGUUGCUCGGUUCUCUCGCUUAAUUUCUGGUUAGCUGUGAUGAGCUGUCGUAAUUCCAUGUAACGUCGAUAUUGAGUGUAGAAAAUUGUGCGUUUGGUUGGGAAGAGAGUGUGGUUCGAUGUUCAGAAACCUUGUUGACCAUAUCCCCUUUGAUAUUGAACUUGUUUAAUUGUAUUUCUUUGAACGGCGAUAUAUCUGGAAAAAUCUUGCUUCAGAUUUCGUAUUUUUGUCAACCCGCACGUUAACUCCAAAAAUCUUGCUGGGAAUCUUCUCGUGGACCAUGUGCUUGCAUUCCGCGUUUUCUGUCGAAGUAUUAGACAACUUCUAAGGCGAUUGCGUGUGUUGUGUGGUGUAUGUGAUAACCGCGCACCGUUGCGAAAACAAAGGAAAACUUCAAAAGAUAUUCAUUUUGCUUCGUUAGUGCGGUCGAGAGUUUUAACAGAAACGUCUUUGUUCUAUUGUCAUUGUACGGGAAAAUGGAGAAACAGAUUAUAAUUGAUUUCGGAUUUCAUGAUGAACA
Molecule: messenger RNA, 2717 nt
Organism: Notodromas monacha
Lineage: Eukaryota; Metazoa; Arthropoda; Ostracoda; Podocopida; Cyprididae
Source: the annotation of a GenBank genome assembly